GUGGCAAGAUGGCGGCGGAGAGGAAGAUGCUUGGCGCUGACCGGGGGGAGGCACCGGGCGUGGGGGGCGAAGAGGACGAGGGGCAGAGCCUGUGGUCCUCCAUUCUCAGUGAUGUAUCUACAAGUGCGAGAUCCAAAUUACCCACCGGGAAAAACAUACUGGUUUUUGGUGAAGAUGGCUCGGGAAAGACCACUCUCAUGGCUAAACUACAAGGAGCAGAGCAUAACAAGAAGGGAAGAGGAUUGGAGUAUUUAUACCUAAGUAUUCAGGAUGAAGACAGAGAUGAUCAAACACGUUGUAACGUUUGGAUAUUAGACGGAGACUUGUACCACAAAGGCCUUUUAAAAUUUGCCCUGUCGGCGGACUCAAUUAGGGAUUCUGUGGCUGUGUUUGUGGGUGACAUGUCCAGACCAUGGACUAUUAUGGAGUCUUUGUUGAAGUGGUCUAGAGUUUUACGGGAGCACAUAGACAAACUGAAAAUCCCCCCGGAGGAAAUCAGAGAGCUGGAGCAGAAGAUUGUUAAAGACUUCCAGGAAUAUUUGGAACCAGAAGAUUCAUCUGUAGGGUCACCACAGAGGAGAACUGUCUCAGAUGAGGACAACAUCAUCCUUCCGCUUGGGGACAAUAUCCUCACACAUAAUCUUGGCAUUCCUGUGCUAGUUGUCUGCACCAAGUGUGAUGCAGUGAGUGUGUUGGAAAAGGAGCACGACUACAGCGACGAGCACUUUGACUUCAUUCAGUCACACAUCCGGAGGUUUUGCUUGCAGUAUGGAGCUGCCUUAAUUUAUACGUCUGUUAAGGAAGAAAAGAACCUGGAUUUGUUAUACAAGUAUAUUGUACAUAAAGCCUACGAUUUCCACUUUAACACUGCUGCCUUAGUGGUGGAGAAGGACGCUGUAUUUAUUCCUGCUGGUUGGGACAAUGAGAAAAAGAUUGGGAUUUUGCAUGAAAAUUUCUCAACCGUUAAGCCUGAAGAUGCCUAUGAAGAUUUUAUUGCAAAGCCUCCAGUUAGAAAGUUGGUUCACGAUAAGGAGGUCGCUGCUGAAGAUGAACAGGUGUUCCUAAUGAAACAGCAGUCUUAUCUUUCAAAGCAGCCAGCCACUCCUACAAGAGCUUCAGAGUCCCCAGCCCGGGCUCCCACAGGGUCUCCCAGAACACCAGGCCGCUCUGGUGCCACCACUGUGCCCAGUUCUUCACCUAUGGCAACGGUCAAAAAGCCAGAUCCAAAUAUGAAAAAUGCAGCCGCCAGUGAAGGUGUCCUGGCCAGUUUUUUCAACAGCCUGCUGAGCAAAAAGACUGGAUCCCCUGGAAGCCCUGGAGGAACGGGUGCAGCGGGAACCAAUGCGCAAGGUUCUGCCAAAAAAACAGGACAGAAAGCUGUACUAACCAACGUCCAAGAAGAGCUGGACAGACUGACACGCCAGCAGGAAGCUGUAUUAGCCAACUCUUCCCCGUCUGAAAACGAGGCCUGAUCUGCUUGGAAAGCUUACGAAUACAAAACACUUAUGUAAAUGACCAAAUAAUAAUGAUGUGUAACGAACUGAAGAUUCUGUGGCUGCUCUGACACAGCGGAUACUGUAGGCUUCCACCGUGGAAAGAGGCAGGCUUAACAGCUUGUCGCAAGCGUUACAUGCCCUUACAGGAAGUUACCUAAAACAUGCCACCUGAUUAACCUCUUGUGCAGGAAAGCACCCGCAUCACUCUGUUUCUCUGCACUUUGUGAGCACUUAAUGGGCUGUAUUUGCAGGCUAGCCCACUUCCUAAGGGUUUAACGAUUCUUCGAUUCUCAGACGGCGAUUUCCUGUUUAGUUUUUAAACAGACUCUGCUGUGUGUUACAUCCUUAAAGUUAUAGGCGGAGCAGCAAAAGGGAGAUGAGCGUUAGAAUGUUGGCCAGAAGUAGCGAGGGCUCUAUAAUGUCGGGGAUGGAGGGUGGAUGUGAGUUAGAAUGAGAAACCAGUGCAUUUAACACCACUCUUCUUCUUUUUUUUACCCCCCUUCCUUUUUCUUACACUUCUCUUGGGAUGCUUUUUGGAAAGGGGUACAGUAAUCUUUGUGUUUGCUGUUGCUUCAAAUUAACACCAAAUCCCUCCCCAUCUAAAACUGAAACAAAAUGACAAGAACGUCUUUGGGGGAUUGUAACAGGGAAAAAAAUACGCUGGGAUUACAUGCAGGGAUACAGUAUGGUGGAAAGAAUGCUGGGUUAAAGAAAGUGUCUGCUCAGUUCCAAGUGCCUGGAACAGUUCAUGAUGUACCACUAGGAGGCGCUUGAAAUAAUUAUGCACUGUAUUAACGGUCACCUUUUUUAUUUAUGUAUUCAUAUACACACGCGCAAAUGCUCUUGCAAAAACAGGCUUCCUAUAGUCUGUUCUCAGUUCUACGUUAUACACUCUCCUACUAACUCUUCAUUUCUGCAUGUUACAGACCAGCUAUUUUAUUUUUGUUUUAUUGAAACAGACUUGAUUUUGAAGUUACUUGACAGCCGCAGUAGCACAAAUAUAUAUAUAUAUAUAUAU
Messenger RNA from Pelobates fuscus (common spadefoot toad), 2514 nucleotides. It is a transcript of the gene DYNC1LI2, whose product is annotated as dynein cytoplasmic 1 light intermediate chain 2. Gene Ontology annotation, biological process: microtubule-based movement; microtubule cytoskeleton organization. NCBI's taxonomy places the organism in Eukaryota, Metazoa, Chordata, Amphibia, Anura, Pelobatidae. The record is from RefSeq and is a predicted model, not a curated record. Bases 9 to 1472 code for a protein of 487 amino acids. Gene Ontology annotation, cellular component: centrosome; cytoplasmic dynein complex. The transcript is spliced from 13 exons. Gene Ontology annotation, molecular function: dynein heavy chain binding.